AUGAAGAACAGAGAUAGCAAACUCAGGAAGCUUCUAGAAAAAGCAGUCUUAUGGCGCAGUGUGCCAUUGAUCCGUCCCCACUCUUGGCACCUGGCGAAGCUGUCAGAGGCACUCUGCACUACGGGCACUGGUGACCCCUCAGAUGGCCCCCCGGCUAUGCAGCUCCACUUCACACCUCUCAGUGUACCGUGGCACUCCGGAGGUGACAAUAGUGAGCUGUCAAUGCAGUGGGGCCAUAUCUCCAGGCACUACAGCACAGACCGCAGUAGCUCAAUAGGAAGUAUGGAGAGUCUGGAGAAUCCUCCCAACCAGGGUUACUAUGACAGUCAGCUCUCUCCCAUUGAUCCUGUCAUCUUCAACAACAAACGCGACUCCGCUUACAGCUCAUUCUCAGCCAGCUCAAACACAUCCGAUUACACUGUCCCUGUCAAGCCUGAGGAUACCAACUCUAUGGACAGUCUGCUCCAGGGUUUUGGUUCUUCCUGCAGGUAUCCAGACAGAGGCAAACAUUGUGCCUCCAGUGGCCAUGGAAACCAGCGGGAAGAGCGUGAACACUCCAAGAUACUGUCUGACAGAACUGAUUCUAAAGUCCGACCGUCAUCCUACAGCUGCGAGGAGGAAAACUGUGCGCCACCGCAGCCACCCAUGAGGAAGGACAGUUUUAGGGCUACUAGAGGCCAACCAACAGAUAAACGCUGUGUGUCUGCUCCUGUAGGCAUCCCAAGUGUAACCAGCUGCAUGGUUGAAGAUCAAUCCCAAAUCCAGGAAGUUUUGACUGGCAAUGUUUAUUUGAAUGGAACACAAGACAAUGAGCAAGAACAUAAAAGAUGCACCAUUGAACCUUAUUACACCUUCAACUCUAAGAGAGACUCUGAUGGAGAUAGCAAGGCAACUGACCAUGAGAAAAAACACUUGGAGAACUAUUCAGAAACUGUGGUGGUGUCUACACCUUCUCUUAGUCCCUUUUCACAAAGGAAUAGGGAUGAGAACUUUGAUACCCAACUCCAACCAGAACGUAAUAUCCAGUCAGCAAUGCAUAGAAACAGUGCACCUGAGAAACUUCUAGCUUCUCAGCUGUGUAUGAUGGAUUUUUCUGGUGACAAAAGGGAUAAUCGUGCAUCUCCAACUUGUCAGUGGUCACAGUCACCUCUUUAUCUGAGUGAUACUAGUCCAAAUACAGCCCAGGGCAAGUGGGGAGCAAGUAGAUGUUCCACACCUGGUUCGGUGGCAACUUCCGAACUUGAGGAUCCCAGGUUAGAAGAGGAUCAUCUUGAUUCUAGACAGAAUCUCUGGGGGCAGCCUAUUAAUGUCUCUGGAAAUCCCAUGGAGAAUGGGUUCUCCACCGCUAACUCUCAGACCAGUGAGAAGAACUUUGGGUCUGUAUGUGCUGGCAUGUGUGUGGACACUCACCUGAAUGAGAACGGAGGAGAAGUGAGGGUAGACGAUGGCAGCAUCACAAAGCAGUCGCAGAAACGGCAGUUCCGUAGCAGCAAAUCGCGUCGUAGAAGUGAGCGUUUUGCAACAAACCUCAGAAAUGAGAUCCAAAGGAAGAAGGCCCAGCUGCAGAAGAGUAGAAACCCAUGUGGUGAGGAGACUGUGGAAGAAGAGGUUGCAGAUCUCAACAUGGAGGCAGUAGCUCCUCCAGAGCUCCAUCAACCCAGAGCCCAAACCUUGCCAGGAGCUACACCCCAGCUGAGGUAA
Messenger RNA from Sinocyclocheilus grahami, 1701 nucleotides. Its product is annotated as protein Shroom4-like. Gene Ontology annotation, molecular function: actin filament binding. Gene Ontology annotation, cellular component: cortical actin cytoskeleton; adherens junction; apical junction complex. Lineage: Eukaryota; Metazoa; Chordata; Actinopteri; Cypriniformes; Cyprinidae. The transcript is spliced from 4 exons. The record is from RefSeq and is a predicted model, not a curated record. Bases 1 to 1701 code for a protein of 566 amino acids. Gene Ontology annotation, biological process: actin filament organization.